This is a messenger RNA of Scatophagus argus, 2653 nucleotides long. RefSeq names its product bactericidal permeability-increasing protein-like. Gene Ontology annotation, molecular function: lipid binding. Bases 161 to 1582 code for a protein of 473 amino acids. The record is from RefSeq and is a predicted model, not a curated record. NCBI's taxonomy places the organism in Eukaryota, Metazoa, Chordata, Actinopteri, Scatophagidae. The transcript has 16 exons.
AUCUUGUUGCUCUGUCUGGGAGAUUCCCCCAGCCAAGUUCACUUCCUUAUUGACUAAAUAAAUUAGAGGUCAUGUGCCGCCUUUUCCUCACUGCUUCGUCGGUAGGCAGAGUGACACUAAAGAAAUCUUCUGCUCCUGACAAACCACUGCUUCAGUCAAGAUGUUCCAGUGCUGCUGGUUGGCUCUAGUGGCUUUCAUCCCUCUGACCUUAAGCACCAACCCCGGGGUAAAGGUCCAACUAACACAAAAAGGCCUGGAAUACGGCAGACAGCUGGGGAUAGCUUCAAUCCAGCGAAAAUUCAGAACCAUCAAAAUCCCAGAUUUUUCAGGGUCAGAGAGAAUAUCUCCCAUUGGCAAGGUCCAGUACAGCCUGUCAAAUCUGCAAAUUGUGGAUGUGGGAUUACCAUCAUCUGCAUUGGGUCUGGUGCCAGGGACUGGUGUCAGGUUGUCCAUUGGGAAUGCCUUCAUCAAUCUGCGUGGAAACUGGAGGGUCAAGUACCUCAGAAUAAUAAAGGACAGUGGCUCUUUUGAUUUGAAUGUGAAUGGACUCUCCAUCACUACAACUAUUGUCAUCAAGAGCGAUGACACAGGCCGACCUGAGGUCACGAGUGUCGGCUGUGCAGCCAGCGUCGGCAGUGCCAAGGUCAAGUUUCACGGUGGAGCCAGUUGGCUUUACAAUCUCUUCAGCAAAUAUAUUGACAAGGCCUUGAAAAAUGCUCUGCAGAAACAGAUCUGCCCUCUGGUGGAUGAUGCUGUAUCUGAUUUGAACCCCGCUUUGAAAACCCUCAAUGUUGAUGCUAAGGUGGACAAGUAUGCAGAGAUUGAAUACUCCAUGGUGUCAUCACCUACAGUUUCUAACUCUUCUAUAGAGUUGAACUUGAAGGGUGAAUUUUACAACACCGGGAAGCAUGAGGAGCCCCCAUUUUCUCCCACUGCCUUUUCCCUGCCACCCCAGACCAACAGCAUGUUGUACUUCGGUCUGUCCACCUUCACCGCCAAUUCUGCAGCCUUUGUCUACCACAAAGCCGGGGCACUCAGCGAGUACAUCACUGACGACAUGAUUCCAAAGAGCUCCCCCAUCCGACUCAACACCAGAACGUUUGGAGCCUUCAUCCCGCAGCUUGCCAAGCUUUUCCCGGGAAUGAUGAUGAAACUGCUGGUGAAGACGGAGAAAAGCCCCAUCAUCACUUUCGAACCCAACAACAUGACAGUUCAGGCCGUUGGCCUGGUGACAGCCUACGUUAUUCAGCCCAACGCAACACUAACCCCUCUAUUCAUUCUGAAUUUGGAGACCAGUGUCAGCGCCAGAGUGUUUGUCAGUGAAAUGAGGCUGGCUGGAGCUGUCACCCUGAACAAAAUGGAUCUGACCCUGAGGACAAGUUACGUGGGAGACUUUCAGGUCAAAUCCCUCAACAAAAUCCUUCAAAUGGUCCUCAAACUGGUAGUGAUACCUGACCUGAAUGUUCAACUUGCAAAGGGAUACCCACUUCCUACACUUGGAAAGAUGAAGCUUGUGAGCACUGAGCUUCAGGUCCUGAAGGACUAUGUGCUAAUUGCGACAGAUGUUCAGUUCACGAGUUGAAUGGUUGAAUUCUGGAAACUCCCAGGAUUCAUCUCUGCUAUGGGGAAGGCUGCCACGACGGCAUAACCACAGCCAGAAAUUUCACAGAAAGAAAAUUCAUGAUAUGAAAGUAUUACUUUUUCUACACUCCUGAGAGAUGUAUGUAGCAGAUGUCCUGUUUGCAUCGCCUGAGAUUUUUAUCACUUUGAUGUUUUGAUACUGUUUUCAUGCUCUUUAAAUGUGCACUCAGACCAGGUUUUCCACAUAGAAAAUCUAGAGCAGUGAACCUUUCCAACAAGGCUACUAAAGUCUGUAGGACAGGGUUUGCUGUUUGUCACCACAAUCAUCUUUCUUUUUUUGUUUUUAUAACGACAUGCUCUUUCCAAAGCACAUCACAGCACUUUCUGCUGCUGACUUUGGGCAAAUUCUGUCUCAAAGUUUCCGACUUCGGUAGCUCACAAAGUGAUUCUGCCAAUGUGCUGACCCGUGACAUUUUUACUGCAGUUUAAGGAGUGCCAUAAAAAAUGCCAUAUAGUCUUGUUUUGAAGGAAAGCACCACUGCUGCAGACAAGACAAAUAAGUCACAGUAGUUUGCAUUAAAGAAACAUUCACCUUCCAAACAGGGUCCAGUAUCUUAAGCAGUUCAGUAUGUACACACACAUAGUUGCUAUUGACUGUAUAAAUAACACAUGGCAGUUUGCACAAAAGUCCCGUGUGACUGUAAGAUGACAAAAAUUCAGUCACUCCACGUGUCUUCAGAGAAGAAAAUAAGAGUCUGUUACAUGUGGGUCAUUCAGGAGUACGUUUCAGUCAUGUUUGUGUCUGAGACUCCACUGUGCCUCUCAGGGAGCUGUGGCUGAGGGCUCGGCCUCUCAGACUCUGAGAGUUGGCUGAUGAUAUCUGUAUCAAAGACACAAGAUAUCAAAUAAUAAGUGAGUGAGUGAAGAAAUUUUUAAAAGUAUCAGAUAAACCUUCAAGUUCUCCAGUGUGAUGACUGCUGAAAUGAUGUCCUUUACCUUUUUGUGAUAUUUGGUGUGUUACAGCGCAACAUGAGUGUUACAUGAUUUUAAUAAAUGUGUCCUGUCAUUUAUA